Guyanagaster necrorhizus is the source of this 1065-nucleotide messenger RNA. RefSeq lists its product as uncharacterized. The coding region runs from base 1 to 1065 and encodes 354 amino acids. The record is from RefSeq and is a predicted model, not a curated record. NCBI's taxonomy places the organism in Eukaryota, Fungi, Basidiomycota, Agaricomycetes, Agaricales, Physalacriaceae. The transcript is spliced from 6 exons.
AUGGGUACAAUCACCAAGAUACAGCCUGAUUGUCAGAAUACUUCUUUGACCAAAGAAUGGUCACUGGAAGGUCUCUUACAAAAGGGAAAACGAUUCUUUCCAGUGCCUCGAGUGUCUGCAGUCGCCGGUGGACAGUCUUUAGAGGGUACGUUAGAGCAAUAUGACAGAAAUACGACACCCUUGGUCAUUGAGGACUGGCAUAAGCACGUUGGCUGGCUGGGGCAAAAAUUCAACCUCGAAUGGUUCAGAGAGCAUGGCCAAAAAGACAUUGCGGUCCGUAACGUCCAUGAUUGGUCAGAUCACACAGUCCCUCUAGAGGAAUUCACGAAAUACUGUCGCUCAGCACCGCAUUUUGUUAUACCAGGAGAAACAGUCCGGUGGUACGGAAAGGAUGCGCAAUGUCCAGCAGACUGGGACCAGUGGCUACACAAAUCUGGAGUUAUCCCAUCUCGUCUCCUCCCAGAUGAUUCAAGAAACUGUUUAACGAAUCUGCCAAAAUCUGCCGCUGUGGAAACUCUAAUGUGCUACCUUGGUAUAGGUGAUACGUUCACGCCGUGUCACAAGGAUCUCUGUGCUUCCUCAGGUCACAAUCUUAUGUGCUACACCGAGAAUGACGGUUCUUCUUUCUGGUUUAUGACCAAGGGUUCUGAUGCUCUGGAGGUGGCGAAAUACUUCCGCACCCUUAAACAAGAGCUGGAUCACGAGAUGCAUGUCGUUACUAUUGAAGAGCUCGCCAGAGCGCCAUUCGACGUUUACGUCACUCAACAAAAAUUGGGUGAUCUAGUCUUGGUGCCUCCGAGAAGCUGUCAUCAGGUCGUCAACUAUGGCGGGAUAACCAUCAAAACAUCAUGGUCCAGGAUGACCCUCAAUAGUUUGGCAGUCGCUCUUCAUCAUGAGCUGCCCAUGUAUCAGAGGGUAUGCCGCCGUGAGACAUACCGCAUCAAGUCGACAAUAUAUCAUACUCUGCAUCGGUUCCGCGUCGAGCUUGAGAAAAUAUCAACAAUCGGAUACCCACAAUUUCGGAGACGUCUGGAUGUGACGAAGAGGACGAGGAUGUUCACAUAG